Molecule: messenger RNA, 1050 nt
Organism: Talaromyces stipitatus ATCC 10500
Lineage: Eukaryota; Fungi; Ascomycota; Eurotiomycetes; Eurotiales; Trichocomaceae
Exons: 2
Coding region: 1-1035 (344 amino acids)
Source: RefSeq, a predicted model, not a curated record
AUGACAUAUCUUUCUUUGAGGAACGAGGAAUACUCUCAAAAGAUGAAAUCAGCCAUUUCUGUUCUGGGUGUUGGGGUGUUGCCCUUGUUAUCCCUAGCUAGCAACACACCAGGAUUCAGAGACGCAGAAGCAAGUCCCUUCACCGCCUUCCAAUUUGAAGAUAAUGGAUCAUGGAUUGCAAAUAUUGCUAAUCGGCCGAAUAACGAUCUCGUUAUAACCCGAACCGAUGUACCAGAAGUAUGGACAAUCAAUGUGGACGAAGGAACUGCUCAGGUGGCAACGAACAUCUCGGACGCGAAUAACUUGAUCGGGAUUUCAUCUAUUGAUGACGACGAAUACGUUGUCAUUGCUGGAAACCUGGACACUACCACCCUCACACCAGAGGCAGGCUCAUUCUCAGCUUGGAAAGUCUCUAUCGACGGAGAUGGUGUCGGUACGGCCAACUUGAUUGCUGCAAUUCCCGACGCUCAAUUCUUACAUGGAGUGGUGACAUUUCAAAAGACGAGAGAUACUGUUAAUGUCCUCAUUGCAGACGCUGGUCAGGGUGCACUCUACAAGCUAGAUACGGCAAACGGCGAAUACUCAAUUGUGAUUCAAGACGACGGCCUAGCUGGAGUGAACAACCUGCGCAUGCAAAACGGAUAUCUUUACUUCACCGCAACCCAAAACAAAGUCUUUGGUCGUGUGCCUCUUGAUCUCGAGGAGGGGACUGCCGUUGGACCUAUAGAAACUAUUCUGAACGACCAGACUAUUGUCCCGGAUGGUUUUGCUUUGGCUCCAAAUGGAAGUGUGGCUUUUAUGGCGACCUUCGUCCAAAAUUCUAUUAUCGCAAUUGACCUUGAUGAUGAAAAUUAUCCAACAAGCAUUAUAUACGGUGGCAUCAACUCAACUGAUAUUGCAGGGCCAACCACUGUUCAGUUCGUCCACAAUGGGCCAUGGGAAAUACUUUAUAUCGCGACAAAUGGUGGCCAAACUGCACCUGUUGGAGGAAGCUUCAUAGAACCGGCAAAAAUAGCUGGCAUGUAUCUUUUCUGAGCUCUAGCACAUGUA